Molecule: messenger RNA, 2358 nt
Organism: Chrysemys picta bellii (western painted turtle)
Lineage: Eukaryota; Metazoa; Chordata; Testudines; Emydidae
Gene: ALG9
Product: ALG9 alpha-1,2-mannosyltransferase
Biological process (GO): protein N-linked glycosylation
Cellular component (GO): endoplasmic reticulum membrane
Molecular function (GO): alpha-1,2-mannosyltransferase activity
Source: RefSeq, a predicted model, not a curated record
AAGUAUGGCGGCGGCCGGCCUCAGCCCGUGCCUCCCGCGAGCAGCAGGGGGAGCCCGGCGCGCUGCUGCCCGAGCUAGGCAUGGCGGCCAAAGGGACCCGGCAGCGGCCGCGGGGAGGCGGCGGGGACCCGGGCCGGCCGCGAGAGGAGGGGCCGGCCCCGGCCCCGGAGGAGGCCAAGGCGGAGCCAUCCGGGAACAAGGCGGGUCAGGUCUGGGCACCCGAAGGAUCCACAGCUUUCAAGUGUCUAAUCUCAGCUCGGUUCUGCGCUGCCCUCUUGAGUAACAUCUCCGACUGUGAUGAGACGUUUAACUACUGGGAACCGAUGCACUACCUCGUCUAUGGGAAAGGGUUCCAGACAUGGGAAUACUCUCCAGUCUAUGCCAUUCGCUCCUAUGCUUAUCUGUGGCUUCAUGCCUUGCCAGCCUUAUUCCAUGCUCGAGUUCUACGGACAAAUAAGGUUCUCGUCUUUUAUUUCCUGCGAUGUCUCUUGGCCUUCUUGAGUUGCAUUUGUGAGCUUUACUUUUAUAAGGCCGUGUGUAAGAAAUUUGGGCUGCAUGUGAGCCGGCUGAUGUUGGCCUUCUUAGUUCUCAGCACUGGGAUGUUUUGCUCAGCUGCAGCCUUCCUCCCCAGCAGUUUCUGUAUGUACACCACAGUGGUUGCCAUGACAGGCUGGUAUAUGGAUAAGACCUCUGUAGCCGUGCUGGGUGUGGCAGCUGGAGCCAUCGUGGGUUGGCCUUUCAGUGCAGCUCUUGGGCUACCUAUUGCCGUUGACUUGCUGAUAAUAAAGCGGAGGUGGAAGAGCUUCCUGAACUGGUGUCUGGUGGCCCUGAUCCUGUUUUUGGUUCCCCUGGUGAUUGUUGACAGCUAUUACUAUGGGAAGCUGGUAAUCACUCCUCUCAACAUUGUUUUAUACAAUGUCUUCACACCUCACGGACCCGAUCUUUACGGUACUGAGCCCUGGUCCUUCUAUUUUAUUAAUGGUUUCCUGAACUUCAACGUGGCGUUUGCCUUGGCCCUGCUUGCCCUGCCGCUGACCUCCCUCAUGGAAUGUCUGCUACAGAAAUUUCACGUCCAGAAUCUGGGUCGCCCAUAUUGGCUUACGCUAGCUCCUAUGUACAUCUGGAUCCUGAUUUUCUUCAGUCAACCCCAUAAAGAGGAGAGGUUCCUGUUUCCCAUAUAUCCUCUCAUCUGUCUCUGUGGAGCUGUGGCGCUCUCUGCCCUUCAGAAAUGUUACCACUUCGCAUUCCAGCGUUACCGUUUGGAGCACUACACAGUCUCCUCCAACUGGCUGGCUCUGGGGACGGUUUUUCUCUUUGGACUCUUGUCACUCUCGCGCUCUGUGGCUUUAUUCAAAGGCUACCAUGGGCCUCUGGACCUGUAUCCAGAAUUUCAUAGGAUUGCCACUGAUCCGACUAUUCACACAGUGCCAGAGGGGAGGCCAGUUAAUGUCUGUGUGGGGAAGGAGUGGUACCGAUUUCCGAGCAGCUUUCUCCUGCCAGAUAAUUGGCAGCUCCAGUUCAUCCCAUCAGAGUUCAGGGGCCAGUUACCGAAACCGUUUGCCAAGGGACCAAUGGCCACACGGAGCAUUCCUGCAGACAUGAAUGACCAAAACAGGGAAGAGCCAUCCAGAUAUAUUGACAUUUCCAAAUGCCAUUACCUGGUGGAUUUAGAUAAAGCGAUUGAAACAUCAAGGGAGCCGAGAUACUCCGCCAACAAAGAAGAAUGGAUCAGCAUUGCCUACAAACCAUUCCUGGAUACUUCUAGGUCUUCAAAGCUGCUGCGUGCUUUCUAUGUCCCUUUCCUGUCCGAGCGGCAUACGUCGUAUGCAAACUACACCAUCCUUAAACCCCGGAAGUCAAAGCAAGCCAGGAAAAAAACAGGAGGUUAGCAACACACCUGCGGACCAAAAAGGAUCAACCAAUAUUGUCGGCCAGCUGCUUAAACCUUCCUAGGAAAAAAAAAUGCUUGUAAGAUUCACUAAUAAAGGUUUCCCACCCAGUGAUUUCACUCUGCAAGCCUCCAGCUGUAAAGAGUAUAUCAUCUGCUCUCAGUUCUGUUAGUCUCUGCUCUCCCUGUGCAGCUCAUUUUCAGAACGUCUUGGUAAGAAACAGUUUGAAAAUCCAGCAGCUGCCUACGAAUAUAUUAUCCCCGUUGCUCCCUGCAUUAUUAUGUAUUAGACUAGAGAAGAGCAAAACUAAAUAACAAGAAAUGACUGUGUUAGACUGUGCGCCAGGAUACUGCCUGGCACCAGGAAAAUUCACAGCCUCUCUCAGUAUUCCUCAUCUGCUAAAUAGCUGCUUGCCUGCUCCUAGGAAACAUUAUUUGCAGAUAACAGCAUUUGGGGAAAAAAAACAAAA